This is a messenger RNA of Callorhinchus milii (elephant shark), 705 nucleotides long. RefSeq names its product phosphohistidine phosphatase 1 (gene phpt1). Gene Ontology annotation, cellular component: cytosol. Gene Ontology annotation, molecular function: protein histidine phosphatase activity. The coding region runs from base 49 to 417 and encodes 122 amino acids. The record is from RefSeq and is a predicted model, not a curated record. Gene Ontology annotation, biological process: peptidyl-histidine dephosphorylation. The transcript has 3 exons. NCBI's taxonomy places the organism in Eukaryota, Metazoa, Chordata, Chondrichthyes, Chimaeriformes, Callorhinchidae.
GGUUGUGCGCAUGCUCCAGGAGGCGGUGUCCGCGCGGGAGCCGGAGUCAUGGCAGCGGCCGAGUUGGCGCAGGUCCCGGAUGUGGACAUCGACGCCGACGGCACCUUCAAAUAUGUCCUCGUGCGCGUGUGCAGAACCGGCGGCGGCGGCGGCGGCAAGAAGGACAUCGUGAGGGGCUGGUCCUGGGCCGAGUAUCACGGUGAUAUAUUUGAUAAGGUGGUGGAUCAGCUUGAGAAAAAGGGAAUGAAGUGUGACUGCAAAGGAGGUGGUCGAAUACAGCACAACAGCCAAGACAAGACCAUCAAUGUCUAUGGCUAUUCUGUGGGCUUUGGUAGAGCGAAACAUGAAAUCACUACAGAGAAAUUGAAAGCCAAGUAUCCAGAUUACAGUAUUUCAUGGUCAAAUGAGGGUUACUAACAUUGCUGCAGUCUGACUGUAUGCAUAACACUGCACUCCGAGACAUCCUCUAUGUGAAGUGAGGGAUUGAUGGUGCAUCAGGAGCUGAAAUGCCUUUCAUUGGCCUCAAGUCUUAAACCCUUUCCUGGAAAUGUGCUGUGCGUCUUUCUCUGAGUAAUAAUGUAAUGCUGUAUUGUAAAUUAAAUUAUGUCUGGUCCUCCUUGUUCUGUUUAACUGUGGCAGAGCAUUUUGUAUUGAGCAUGAGGGUAUUGCUACACAUAAACAAUGAAGAGACUGUUUCCAUGAGAA